GCUUGCCAAGGGUUAUCCAGAUUUAUACAAGUGACUGCUGAUAGUUAGAAGCAUUUUGGUAUAUGUAUCUUGGCACAACCUGCACAGCCAGCGGUAAUUGCGACACGACAACACAUCCUAACUCCGAAUGCACUGGGACAGUCGGAUCACAAACCUGCACCUGUAAAUCAGGUUACACCAAGCAAGGAAUGGCGUGCAAAGCAGACCUAGGCACAGCCUGUACAGCAACCACUGAUUGCGACACGAUAACUACAACUGAUGCUGUAUGCGACCUGAAUGCUGCAUCUAAGAUUUGCGCAGUAGGGGUGAACGGUAUUUGUAGUGGCGAUACGAGUACAAGGUGUACCACCUCUGCUACCUGCGUGAGCAAAAGUGCGCCUGCAGCUCGGGCUACACUGCAACCAACACCAAACUUUGCAGCAGCGACAGAGAGACCGACAUUUGAUUCAGAUUACUACAUCAAUUGUGGCUUCGGAGCUGGAGGACAACCAUAUACCAGUUAAACGAUAGACAGCUAUUUGCAUGACGUUCAUCAGCAAACAUUUUAGAUGAAUCGAUACUUACAAAAUAGUAUUAAAUGAAUUAAUAGUAUUAAUAAAUUUUAUUGUAAGUUUGUAACGAUAAACGUAUCGAUAAUUGACAUGUGUAUAAUAUAAUAUAAUUUAUUUGUAAAAAAAAUGUGAAACAACUUUGGUAAAAUUAUAACAAUUUAAAUUGCGUAUAUGGAUUAAUUAAUUAAUUAAUUACAAUACAGAUCUAAGAUAAUUAUUUAUAAUCUCGGUGAAGGAAGUGUACUUGAAACAAAUAUUUGAUAAGAUGAUAAUAAUAUGAUAAGAAUAAACAUUAUGCAAUAUACAUACAAGUGCAAAAUGUGUUUCAUCGCGCAACAGAGGAAUAAUACAUCUGACACAGUGAGCCGAUGGUGUUGCAGCAUCCCUGUCAAUGAUUGUGUCCUGUGUGCUCAUGGCGAUGUUUUAAGCGAGUCGCUUCAAUACAAGAACAUCGGGAGAUCAUCAUACUGCGUAAAACAACUUAUGUGCAUACGAUAGAUUAUUUAAAACAGACAUUAACAAUCAACAUUUAAUAUAGUUUUCUUAAAUUAUAUGUUACUUUAACUCUUUCUGAAUCAAAAUUAAGAAGUGAAUUGUGUGCUGUAUUUUGUGUUCAGUUUCUGUGAUAUUUCUGUAGUCCAAUAUCCAUUCUUUUAAUGAUGUUGUUGAUUACCCAAUGUAUAUAUUUAAAUGAAUUGUAAAGCCCAUAUUUCUAAUAAUUUUCUGUCAUUUCAGUUGUCAAAUGUGUCUGUUACGAAGAUAGCUUUUUUGACUCGUUAACAUUUUCAGUUUUGUAUGUGUUCGUGUGUGAUAAUUUAAUAAGCCAUAUAUUGCAAAUGAUUAUUAACAUCUUUCAAUAUGUCGGUUACGUAUUAUUGCAAUGAAAUUGCAAAUAUGGUUUGUAUGAUCACACGAACUACACUUUGUUUAAGCAUCGUUUUUAUCAAAGACGGUCUAAUGAUUAAGUGCAAAACGCACAUUUUCGGGCUUU
Molecule: messenger RNA, 1542 nt
Organism: Dreissena polymorpha
Lineage: Eukaryota; Metazoa; Mollusca; Bivalvia; Myida; Dreissenidae
Product: protein kinase C-binding protein NELL2-like
Exons: 6
Coding region: 63-503 (146 amino acids)
Source: RefSeq, a predicted model, not a curated record